GCGACGAAAUGCGGACGUGCGUGUUGGGAGUGGUGCUGCUGGCCGCGUGCGCGCGCGCCAUCACGCGGGACCAGCUCUACCCGAACGGGUCGGGGCUGGAUCUGCAGCUGCAAAGAGGUGCGGUGGUCGAGAGCCCGGAAGUGCGCCUGAGAGUACCCGUUGUGUUUUACGGAGAGACGUACGAUUCAAUAUUCGUUAACAACCACGGAAUACUUUCCUUCAGAGCAGACAUAUCAUCGUUCAUGAAUGCAGAGUUCCCGCUCCCAUAUCCAUCAAUAGCAGCGUUUUAUUCGAACGUAGACACCUCCAUAUCAGGGGCGGUCUAUUACAGAGAAAGUAACGAAAAUCGUGUUCUCGCAAAAGCUACAGAGAGUGUCCAAAAUAAUUUUCACGAAUAUUAUGACUUCCAACCCACUUCUGUAUUUAUUGUCACAUGGGCAGACGUAUCUUAUACUGGUGCACAAGGCAACCAAAAGAAUACUUAUCAAGCUGCCAUUAUUAGCAACGGCAACGAGAGCUUCGUGGAGCUGUUGUAUCCCGAUGGUGACAUCCAGUGGAUUCAAAGAGAGACUUCGCCGGACAACUUGCCAGACGCAAAGGCACAGGCAGGCUUCGUCUCUGAAGACGGGCAGAUGCUGCUACUUAGGGGCUCUGGCAGCCAUCAGAUAAGGAAUAUAAUUUCUUGGUCAAACACACAAGAACCUGGGAAGUACGUAUAUCGCGUAGGAAACGUAAUGCAAGAUGGAAACGUCGUAGUACCAGAUUUAUACAAUCAGAGUGAAGAGGAAUCUGAAGAAGAAUCUAGAACGUGUGCCCAAAGUGGGCCGAGUGUAUGCCACAUCAAAGCAAGAUGCGUCGACUACCAAGCUGGUAUUUGCUGCCAGUGCAAUGAAGGAUACUAUGGAAACGGGAAAUCUUGUGUUAAAGAAGAUGUCCCACUACGAGUACACGGCAAACUGAAUGGCGUUGUCAACGAUGUGUCAUUAAAUGACGUAGAUAUUCAAGCGUACGUGGUGGUGGCAGAUGGCAGGUCCUAUACCGCUCUAUCACAAACCCCGGCCGCAAUCGGAAACAACCUCCAACUGGUUCACGUUCUUGGCGGAGUCAUAGGGUGGCUGUUUGCCAAGCCUCUGGGAGACGCCAGCAACGGUUACCAACUUACGGGAGGCGUAUUUAACCACACAGUAGACAUAUUCUUUCCGGCUACAAACAAUCGCGUAACAAUCACUCAGGAAUUUAUAGGUCACGACGUUUUUGAUCAAAUUACUCUAGAUUGUGACAUUAGAGGAUCUCUGCCGAACGUAGGUGUCGGCGCUAAACUUCAAGUCACAGAAUACGAGGAACAGUACACGGUGAUAGAAGCCGGACUAAUACGAUCGGAAUCCACUCGAAACAUUAUUGACAAAUUAACAGGUGUGAGUUAUGAGCAAAGAAUUCAACAAACAAUCAAAUAUAACACUUGCCACAAUGCACCACCAGAAGGCACGGUAUCAUCGACUUUGAAAGUUUCUAAAAAUUAUUUAGGUUACGAACCUAAAAAUAACAUAGUAAGAUACGGAAUGAGCAAUAAAAUCGUUCCAUUAGGCCAAGAAGAUCCUUGUAUUUUUGGUAGAAGCACCUGCGGGCCUCACAGCUCUUGUGUAGUGCAAGGCAGCUCAUUUGCGUGUAUAUGCCAAUCUGGCUUCUCAGACGUUAUACAAGACGAUGCUUUGGUAUGUAAAGAUAUAGACGAAUGUGCUGUAAGCACGCACAACUGUGACACGAACGCUGACUGUUAUAAUCACGAUGGAGGAUUCCAGUGCCGAUGUCGUGAUGGCUUUGAAGGCAACGGAGUGACUUGCAGCCGCAUAUCGCAAUGUAGAGAGCAGUCUUGCAACCAAUUUGCUUCGUGCAUAGAAGGCUAUGGAGGAGAACCCACGUGCGUGUGUAAUCCUGGAUAUACCGGGGAUGGCCAAAGAUGUUGGUUGAUCAGCGCUUACACUUGCGACGUUCUACACAACUGCUCCCCUUACGCAUCCUGCAUCUUUUCACAAGUGAGCAACAGCCAUAUCUGCCAGUGUAAUCACGGUUACGUUGGUGAUGGCUAUUAUUGUUCCGUAGAUACUCAAACACAUCCCGGAACCCUACCACCGAUCACUACAACUCCUCAACCAAGCACCAACUACCCCGAUAACGAAUAUUUAACCCAUAAAUACAACCAUAACAAUAACCAAGACACGGACAACAACGAAUAUAACAAUAACAAUAAUCAAGAAACGGGCAACAAUGAAUAUGGUAAUAACCAAGAAACGAGCAACAACGAAUAUGGCAGUAAUCAAGGACCGGGCAACAACGAAUAUGGCAACAACCAGGAAACGGGUAACAACGAAUCCGAAAAUGUGCAACAAUUCGUUUUGCCAAACUGCGGCUUCUUCGGCCUGGGCUGCACAUGUCCUGAGGGGUACUCCAGCUUUUUAGACGAGAAAAAUAACGAAUUGUGUCGCUUAGACGGAUAUGCUGAUCCACAUCUAUUGCAAAAAAAUAACGAUACUUCAAUUGCAUGUACAACCGAUUCAAACUGUCCACCAAAUGCAGAAUGUAAAUUUACGUUGGAUAUUGAUGGCCAAUACGUAUCACGCUGCGUUUGUCCCGAGGGCUUUGUAGGGAACUCCUACGAGUGUGUUGAACAACGUAGCGAAGUAUGCGCUUGUGGGCCCAACGCUCACUGCUACCAGACUGCAAAUGGGCCAACUUGUGUUUGCGACGUAAGAUACCACGGGGACGGAUACAUCUGUCGACCAAAACUCGUCUGCACAAACAGCUCUGAGUGUGAAUCACACGCCGAAUGCCGGCCUGACGGCGCUAGCAACGAGUAUUUCUGCCAAUGCAUAGAAGGAUACAUCAAGGACGAAAACGAAGCGUGCAUACCUGACCGCCAACUUUGUAACGGAGGCGUGUGUGCCGAACACGCUUCUUGUCUCUAUGAUAAGACUCUUGAGAUCGGCUACUGUGCAUGUGAUGCAGGAUAUGAAGGCGAUGGAAUCUACGAGUGUAUACCUAGGGUUAAUGGCCAAGAACGUCCAUAUGAAAACACAAUCACAACGUGCGAUGUCAUGCAAGAUUGCAACGAAAACGCGCAAUGCACACAAACUGCAGACUUAUCAUAUCACUGUGUAUGUAGAGAGGGAUAUACAGGAGAUGGUUAUGAUUGCAGGCCGGAACCGAGCUGUCGGAACGAUCCUUACAUGUGCGAUGUACAUGCUUCAUGUCUCAAGCGCAACCAAGAAUACGUUUGCGAGUGUAAUUCAGGUUAUUCAGAAGUAGCUUACGGCAAUGAAAGUCGGUGCGAACUGAACCCUAGACAAGCUGGCAAUUUCCUGGUGGCUAGUGAUGGCGUUUUUGUAUACAGAGUGCCCUUCAAGACCACCGCUUGGGAAUAUGCGACACCUAUCAACAGCGCGAUCGACCAGAUCGCUGUCGGCAUAGACACAGACUGCCAGGCAGGCAAAGUUUACUGGGGUGACGUGGUCAGUAACUCUAUAAAGCGUGCCAGUUACGAUGGAUCUGCAUUUGAAUUAUUUUUCACAAGUGGAAUCAAGUCUCCAGAAGGAGUGGCCAUUGACUGGGCAUCUCGCAAUAUUUUCUGGACUGAUUCAAAGAAGUUGACCAUUGAAGUAGCUAAUGUUGAUACUAAAGUGAGAAAAGUUUUGUUUUCUGCAGACAUCAGAAAUCCCAGAGGCAUUGCCGUACAUCCACGAAGAGGCAAAGUCUUCUGGACGGAUUGGAAUCGAUCAAACCCUAAAAUUGAGUGGGCUAACAUGGACGGAUCUCAGCGAGGAGUUUUUGUUGACAACUCAGACGUGAAACUUCCGAACUCUCUAGCAAUUGACUGGCUGAGAGACCGUUUGUGCUACACCGACGCGGGACUGUUUCUAAUCAAAUGUGUCAACCUAGACACCAUGGAGACUGAAACCAUAGUCACGAACUGCUUGCAUCCUUUUGGACUAGCAAUAAAUCAGGAAACUUUCUAUUGGACAGAUUGGAAAACGCUUAAAAUCGAAAACAUCGACACACUGACCCAGAAGAAGGGUCAGCUAUCAAUCGCCACAGCGGCCAACAAGCUGUACGGCGUUGCGGUUGCGCCCAAUGAAUGUCCCGGCGCCACCAACGUGUGUGCGCUGCGCAACGGCAACUGCGAGGCUGACCAGCUGUGCCUGCCGGACGGCCGCGGCGGGAGGACGUGCGUGGCAGGAGAACAGAUUUACGGAUAUUAGAUGUUAAGCUAGUUCAUUGCUCUUUGUGAAUGCUGGUAAGACACUGAGGAAGCCCGCUAUGACGCUACGGCAGUGUCUUUGGACGGAUCACACUCCUGUGAUGGCCCUCGUUUUUAUACCGCUUGUGUCAUAUGUGAUAAAAACGCAACCAUAACAAGCCGCUAAGACCUUCUAAGAAAGUAGCAUCAAGAAGUAAAAGGCCUACUGCCGUGGGCAUGCAUGAUCAAUUCAUCAUUGGUUUCAUUUUACAUUUCCGCCACAAAUGGGCACCGGCUUUGAACGAUAAUAAGAAAAAUUGUCUUCCAUAAAUCAUAUAUCUUUUGGUAAUUGGUUGGAUAUAAAAUAAUAGAAAUUAAAUAAAAUGGACCUAAAAAAAUUCCAUACUAAAUUGUUGCCAUGUUUAAGCAUUUUACGUCAAAAAUGUGAUUCAAUAAUUUUCUACAAUUUCUUGUCGGACAUAACAAUCGACGAUUUCUCUUAUAUGAAUAUUCGUACACCUCAGCAUUUCUUAUUUUUAUAAAAAGGUAAGUACUAUUGUAAUAUACCUAUCACACUACUAUUUUUUAUAUACAGUAAAUGUAACGUACUAUUGUAGGUGGGUACUUAAGGGUCCCCGGCAAGCUCGGUUCUCCAUACAAACGUAGUUACGCUCUCAUUUUAAAAUGAGUAGCUAGUUUGCUCUGAAACAUUGUACUUACAAUAGGCUAAGGUAUAUCUAUGUCUGUAAUUAGUUUAUGUAGCUUCAGAUACCAUAGUAAAAAAAAUACAGCGAAUUUAAGUUUUUCAUACAAAACUUGUUUUUGCUCUAUUUCAUUUGUUUUAUAAAUUGGAGCUAUAUAAUUUCAGACCUAGAUAUACCUCAUGUCAUUGUAUGUGCAAUUUCAUUACAAUCCAACACGUAGUUUUAAAAUAAGAACGAAACUCCGUUUGUAUGGGAAGGUGAAAUUCGGCGGAGCUUGCCGGGGACUCUUAAAGCCAUAUUUAUUAUAGGUUAUAAACAAUACACAAUGUAAGUUUUGUUAAUAUUAUAGGUUACCUAAUCUAAUUCUGGCUUGUUGUUUAGGGUAGGGUGGGUGGUACAAGACAAGACCUACUUUUAUAUUUUAAUAGAAUUGCGUAGGCACGUACAUUAUGUUUCCGAUACUAUUACAAUGGGGUUGGCAACUGUUAAAGGUUUUGAUAGAUGGCGCCAGCAUAGGUUAAACCUGUCUCUAGUUCUGUUCUAUGAGAUUUGGCUUAAAGGGCUACAGCAUCCGGGCCAUACAAUAAAAAAAAAGGCUAUA
Molecule: messenger RNA, 5536 nt
Organism: Cydia strobilella
Lineage: Eukaryota; Metazoa; Arthropoda; Insecta; Lepidoptera; Tortricidae
Gene: Ldlr
Product: nidogen
Exons: 7
Coding region: 9-4253 (1414 amino acids)
Biological process (GO): cell-matrix adhesion
Molecular function (GO): calcium ion binding
Source: RefSeq, a predicted model, not a curated record